AUUCAUUUGAACAUUAGAAAGCGGUUAAAGGGAGCGACGGAGCUUCAACAAGUGUAGUGGACUCUCUAUGGCUAUAUGCAGCAGGCAACGGAGCUACAAUAUGUCCAGCCCCACUUUCAGUGUUGUCCUGCUUUCACACUGCACUUAAAGUCUGCUCAGACAUGUCUGUCUUCAGCACUCAACUGCCAGUCACAAUGCCCUUAUGCAUUGCAGAUUCUUACAGUAAAAAAUAACAUACACUGUCUCUCUGAACGUCAAUGUUAAAAUGGUCGCAUUAAAUAUUAGGUCAGCUAACUCAGCAUUCUAUAUUUGACCUACAGUAAUGGAUUACUAAGAAGAAAAGUCACUUUGGGAAUGCUCCUUAUGCAUCACAUGGAUUAAUAAUGAUCAACCUUGAACACUAGUGUAGCGGGAACCAUGCGUUUCCCUAUGGGCAUUUCUGCAUCCAGGAAGAAUUUCUUCCUCUCUGUGUAUUCCCUUGUGCUGAGAUUGCAUUUCACAGUGCUUUUUCUGUGCAACACUGCAUCCGCAUGCCCCAAGAGUUGUUUGUGCACAGACAGGAAUGGCCUGGUGGUAGUGCAAUGUUCUUCUCGCAACCUUGAGACCAUCCCUUCUGAUCUACCACAUGACACCGUCGCCCUGCUGCUCUCCUCCAAUCACAUCACAAAGAUCCCUGGCCAGGCUUUUAAACACCUUCCUCGCCUGCAGGAGCUUGAUUUAUCACGCAAUGCCAUUGACAGUGUGGAUGGUAGCGCUUUUCAGGGCAUCUCGGACACCCUGCGUAUGCUUAAUCUGUCUCACAACCGCCUGCGCGGAGUACCCAAGGAGGCGUUUGCACGGCUCCAUGCCAAGAUUGGUCUGGCAAACAACCCAUGGCACUGUGAAUGCACAUUACAGGAGGUGCUGCGUGAGCUAGAACUCGACCCUGAGACUGCCAGCGAGGUCAGCUGCCAUACAGCUGUGCAGGAUGAAUAUGCUGGGAAGCCUGUCAUUCAGGUCCUGGACUCCGGCAUCAACUUCUGCAACUUUCAUCAUAAGACGACAGACGUGGCCAUGUUUGUCACCAUGUUCGGCUGGUUCACCAUGGUGAUCGCUUACGUCAUAUACUAUGUGCGGCACAACCAAGAGGAUGCCCGCAGGCACUUGGAGUAUCUCAAGUCUCUGCCAAGCAGUUCCCAAAUUAGCAAAGACUUGGACACAAUUAGUACUGUUUUGUAGUGUCUCCAUCAAAGCCUAGGGUCAGUAUUAACUAAUGGGGAACAGCCAUGAUGGCAUAGCAGCAAGCCUUAAAGCUCAUCCUGAGCACUCCACAAACAAAUACACAAUGCAGUUUUCUUUAUUCAUUUCUGAAAAUGUACAUCUUAAAGUGCAAACUGUCAACAUGAUACAUUUUAGCAUUACUUACAUUUUUAAGACAGUUGUUAAAAAUUGGUUUGCAAUGACUAGCGCUGUGUUCCUACUUGGUAUUUCCACAGGAAUGAUAUUAUGAAUUUCUUUGAAUUUUUCCCUACAAGUAUGCUUUCUGUAAUAUCAGCAUGUUCUUUUGUGGCUCUUAAAGAAAAGCUCCACAGAGCUAAAUCCCCCCCUCCUGCUGUUUCCUAGCAGGUCCAUAAUUUCUCUCAUUAUGUCAGUUCAUUUGUCCAUUUAUGUGCUAAUGUUAAUAUAGAGAAAGUAGGGCAGGAGCAGAAAUUGACAGGCCUUAUUUCCAUUUAUAUUUAUUAUAGUACAGUAUAGAAAACUCAGGAAAAACAACUGAAUAUAGGGACCAACAUCACUGCCAAAUACAGUUCAUUAACAAUGGACAUGCAGCUUUACAGAAAGCCCCAUUUACCCCCAAUGAGCAAGUCAGAGACGAUAUUAGGAAGCAACCUUGAGAGGAACCAGACUCAAAACGGAUCCAGCCUCAUCUGGAUGACUCCAGAUAGUAUUAUUAUAAAUACUUUCCUUUUAUAACUGUGUACUGUAUGUUCAACUGUGUAUCUGUGUAUCCAGGGGAAUCAGUCUAGUUUUACCAUGAAGUCUAUCUUGUUGAAGUAAUCAAGUAUUCACUGAUGGAGUGCAAAACAGGUAAUCGCAAUCUUAAAUACAUAUUCAUGGUAUCUAAGUGGCACUAUAUACACAGACAGCCAGGCCAUUUUCAGCAAUAGCCAGUGCACAUCGAGUUAUGAGACUCCAACCAGAAGUAGAUCAUCAUGACGAAGCAGGCAGGUCUAGGAAGCAGAAGUGGUAAGAAACACUGGUAUUUCAAGACAUUUAAUGACAGGGCUGAGAGGAUCAUGAGUGUUUUUUGUUUGACAUCAUAUUGGCUCUGUUUCUGACUAAAUGUCAUUAUAUAGCCUGGAAAUACGAUUAAAUCUAAUACAUUUCUGCAAGUGCAUGCAGUGUGUAUAAGAUAUACACAACAGCUUCUUCUAUAAAAUAUAUUGCUAAGAUUGAGAAAAGUGGAUUGUCCAAAAAACGGUUUCCUUUUCGUUUUCCUUUUACAAUUCUUUUGUAAUUGUUGUGUUAGGUUCAGUUCAUUUGUGUGGCUUUUAAGCUGCAGUGUUGGGUUAAUUAUAUUAGGCAUUUUGUGUAAGAAAGACAGAGGAAACACACCUGCAAUUGAACAAUGGUGUGUCUAAAUCUGCUCGAUGCAGGCUGCAGGACUGUAUACUGGAUGAACAUCUGUUACAGAGUUACGGGGUUGUUCUUAAAAUUCACAAAUUGUAGCAUCAAUCAAAUGUGAUAAAUGAAAUGAAAUCGUGGCUAUGUCAUCAUUAAUGUUUUACCCAAAAAAUGUACAACUCAGCAGCUGCAGCUGUAUUUGAUUUAGUUCAUUUUAUUUUGGCUAAGAUGUAACUGCCGAAGUGCCUACGUUGUACUAUGAUACCUAAACACUGUGCUCUUGCGUUAUUCAGUCCUUCAUGGUCCCUCUGUUAUUAACAAGACCUUUAAUACUUAAUGUAGUUUGUGUCAUAGUCAUAUAGGAUGUGUUUAAUGAGACACAGAUGUGCUGUCACAUCGUUGCAGUGCUUGUUAUGACGUAUGUUAUUUGACCAUAAAGGGCUCCUUUGGUAAUGUGUGUCUUCAGUGAAUGUACGUGUAUUUGUUUGUUCUUUACAUUGGCUGACAAGAUUGGUUAAUAAUUACAGUAUGUCAAAAAUAUAAUAACCUUUGGAUGUCUAGUCCAUUAUACACAGCGGACUCUUAGAGCCUUCUGACACACUAAUAGCUCUAUCUCUGUCAGUUAAUCUCUGAAUCCAUUAUAUUCAGACAAUUUUAUGAUUAAUUAAUUUUGACACUCUGUUAAGGGUAGAAAUAAAUCUGUUUUGUAUAUUUGGUAGCACAAAAAUGUUGCUUGUUCCAACCAGACACAGAAAAUACUGUACCACAAACUGAAGAUGAAUUUGAAAGUAGUCUGUUUUCCAAACUAUAAUUAUUUCACAUUUAUGCUAAACAUUCCAUAUGUAUUGUGUACUCUCAUCUAUUAAUUCUUACAGUAAGAGUUUACUGUAUGGAAACAUCUGUUAAAUCCAAAUAUUAAACCCUAAAAAUUCUUAUUUAUUUUACUUUCCAGAUUUUUUCUCCGCCUCACUGAUCGUAAUCUGAGAAGGUAUUACAAUUUCGUUCACGUUUCACAGGAUAGUGCUGGGCUCAUUUACGCUUCUCUGACUCGAUGAGACCAAUAAAAGAUUUAUUUCAGUGAUAUGUUUGAAUGGCUGUUCCAAACAGUACUGCUGUUGAUUUUUGAUGAGUUCUUCUUGAUGCAAUGUGUCCAAUUCAUAUCUGACUGGAUUCGAUUGAGAAACAGUUUUAAAUUUAUUGUUAACAUUUCAUUGUUCCAUUUAAAGUUCAAAGUAUUUUUAUCAUGCAGUCUGGUUGCAAGAUUUAUAGCCAAUACUUAACAUAAUGGCAGAGUCACAAGGAUACUUGAAACCCACAUAAGCACUACUUAAUAAAUAACAAACCUGCAUCAGCAUGAAUAAAAGCUUAAUCCAACAGAAAUCAGCUGAGCUUUAUGUCUCAGUUUUGAAGUCGCAUAACACCUGAUGCUCAAGCGACAGUUUUUUGUUGACAUUAGGUUGUAUCGUGACAAUGAUUCGCAUUUAAAUGUCAUGACAAAAUUUAGAUAAAUUAAUACGUAUUCAUUCGAUUUUUGUGUAAAGACAAAGAGAAUUUUAUAUGUAGUAUAUUUGCUAAAAUUAAACUGAUUUCUCAGCUUAGCAUUCAUUUUACAGUAAUCGCUAUCUAUUACUCAGUGACUAAAAAACAAAUAGGAAGGCUGACAGGUCCAAACUUACAUUCCCCUUACAACAUUUAUAGGGAUUAAAAAUGAAAUUAAAUAUACAUUUUAUUCAAACUAUGUAAUUGACCUACAAUAAAUAUGUAAUAGCAUACUUAGGGAGAGUAUUUAAUGUUGAGAUAUAUGUGCUUGUUAAACAUCCUAUUGCAGAGUUUGUCCUUCUUUGCUGUUAUAAUAACCUUCACUCUUCUGGAAAGAUUUUCCAUUAGUUGUUGGAGUGUGGCUGUGGGGAAACGUGUUCAUUCAGACUCUAGUGCAUUAGUGAAGUAAGCACUGAUGUAGAUGAGUAGUUCUGGGGUUCAGUCAGGGUACCAGUUCAUCCCAAAUGUGUUUAGAAUUUUUGAGGUCAGGGCUCUGAGCAGGACACUCAAGUUUCACCAACCAUGCCUUUAUUGACCUAUCUUUGUGUACAUGGGCAUUGUCAAGCAGGAACAGGUUGAGGCUUUUACUUCCAGUGAAGAGAAAUUGUAAUUCUAUAGCAUACAAAAGCCUGCUACACAAUUGCCUCAAACUUUGUGGCAACAGUUUUUGUCCACAAACUUUUGACCAUGUAUAGUAUAGAUAAGAGCAGCUACAAAGAGUUGUUCCUUUGUGCAUAGUAAGCAUUUCUCAAAGAAAGCUUCACUAUAUCAACAAUUACAGAGGAUUUUAAUCGUGUUAAUACGAAACUUUAACCAAAUGAUCAUAGAAGUAAUAGAUAAAAAGAAGUGCAUUCUUAUAAACCUAGGAUUUACUAUCAUCAGACCUGCUGUUAUAGAAUGUUCAUCAAUACCUUCUCUCCAAACAAAUCUGAAAAUUCAACAGUAAUGUGGAUUCAUAAAAACUGUAUAUACAAAAACCUCUAACUACAUUUACCAAAGGGCCAAAGUCAUUUAUUACUAUUUUGUGAAAGAAUUGUAAGUGUCACUUCAUUUAACAAUGGUACAGCAUUUUCAGGCUCUGACAUAUAGGAGUAUGAAAUCAGUUGUGACAUAGUCAGGCAUCAUAUUGCAUUACUACAUUAUUGAUAUGAAGGUUUACAUUAGUUUGUUAAGGGACAAGGUUGGUGAGAUCUGAAAAUGAAAACCUAUAAAUAAAGUAAUACCAUUUACUGUAUCUUAUGUUGAUGUUUUAAUGUUUGUUGUGACCUGUUUGGGAUUAUUUCCCUUCAAUAAAUUAGGAAGAAAUGAAAUGGUAAGUAAUUAUAAAAUA
Tachysurus fulvidraco (yellow catfish) is the source of this 5473-nucleotide messenger RNA. RefSeq names its product leucine rich repeat containing 3 (gene lrrc3). The record is from RefSeq and is a predicted model, not a curated record. The transcript is spliced from 2 exons. NCBI's taxonomy places the organism in Eukaryota, Metazoa, Chordata, Actinopteri, Siluriformes, Bagridae. Bases 418 to 1218 code for a protein of 266 amino acids. Gene Ontology annotation, molecular function: protein binding.